Melanotaenia boesemani (Boeseman's rainbowfish) is the source of this 1662-nucleotide messenger RNA. RefSeq lists its product as uncharacterized. The record is from RefSeq and is a predicted model, not a curated record. The transcript has 2 exons. Lineage: Eukaryota; Metazoa; Chordata; Actinopteri; Atheriniformes; Melanotaeniidae. Bases 258 to 1331 code for a protein of 357 amino acids.
CAGAAAAACAGAUCUGCUGAUGGACUCCAGCUUUCCAUCAUGGUCUUCUCCAAGUUUUCAGUCAUCCUGCAGGACUCGCCUCAGAUGUCUGUAGGAGGUACACAUGCUGUUGGGAACGGUUCAUCGUGUUGGUGGAACUUGUUCAUCGUGUUGGUGGGAGAGGUUCAUCGUGUUGGUGGAACUGGUUCAUCGUGUUGGUGGGAAAGGUUCAUUGUGUUGGUGGAACUGGUUCAUCGUGUUGGUGGAACUGGCUCAUCAUGUUGGUGGGAAGGGUUCUUCGUGUUGGUGGGAACGGUUCAUCUCUUUGGUGGGAACAGUCCUUCGUGUUGGUGGGAAUGGUUCUUCUUGUUGGUGGAACUGGUUUAUCGUGUUGGUGGGAAGGGUUCAUCGAUUUGGUGGGACUGGUUCAUCUUGUUGGUAGGAAUCUUUGUUCGUGUUUGUGGGAAUGGUUCAUCGUGAUGGUGGGAAUGGUUCUUCUUUUUGGUGGGAACAGUUCUUCGUGUUGGUGGGAACGGUUCUUUUUGUUGGUGGAAACGGUUCUUCGUGUUGGUGGAAAUGGUUCAUCUUUUUGGUGGAAAUGGUUCUUCUUUUUGGUGGGAAAGGUUCAUCGUUUUGGUGGAACUGGUUCGUCGAUUUGGUGGAACUGGUUCAUCUUGCUAGUGGAAAUGUUUGUUCGUGUUUGUGGGAAUGGUUCUUCUUUUUGGUGGGAACUGUUCAUCAGGUUGGUGGGAACGGUUCAUCUUCUUGGUGGGAAGGGUUCUUCUUGUUGGUGGGAAUGGUUCAUCGUCUUGGUGGAACUGGUUCAUUGUGUUGGUGGAAACGGUUCAUCUUUUUGGUGGGAACUGUUCAUCAGGUUGGUGGGAACGGUUCAUCUUCUUGGUGGGAAGGGUUCUUCUUGUUGGUGGGAAUGGUUCAUCCUUUUGGUGAAACUGGUUCAUCGUGUUGGUGGGAACGGUUCAUCGAUUUGUUGGAACUGGUUCAUCCUGUUGGUGGGAAUGUUUGUUCGUGUUUGUGGGAAUGGUUCUUCGUGCUGGUGGGAACUGUUCAUCAGGUUGGUGGGAAAGGUUCUUCUUGUUGGUGGGAACGUUUCAUCGUGUUGGUGGGAAUGUUUUUUCUUGUUGGUGGGAACGGUUCUUCGUGUUGUUGGGAACGGUUCAUCGUUUUGGUGGAACUGGUUCUUCGUGUUGGUGGGAACGGUUAAUCAUGUUGGUGGGAACAUUGUAGGUGUUGUUUGGAACUGGACAAGGUUUUCUGCUCUUUCAAGGUGUUUUUUAUGGCAGUAUUUGAUGGUUUUAAAGUGCGAUGGAAACAGCUUUUGGAGUUAUUACUGAUUAGUUGUUUCUGCUUCUACAGAAGAAACUAAAAGUUCUGUAGAAUCCUUACAGACCUCUGCAUAUUGAACCAAAACCUUGUGAAGAGAAAAUAUUGAUCAUACGGCCUUGAUGGGGUUUACCAGAUAAUAGGAUCCAUCAGGUUACAAACAAACCUGAUCUGUUGGAAGCUGGUGAGUCACAGCUGAGACAACGGUUUGGUAUGAGGGUCUGAGAGACUUGGACCGGGUCCAGACUGUGAUGAUCAGACAGUCAGGCUAGGAUCUCCAAGACUGCUGCUGUUGUCUGACAAUUCUGGUCUGCAGUGGUCAGAACCAACUGAAACUGUUCC